AUGAUUGGGGGAUCUGUCUUGUUGUUAUCAGCUCUGAUUUUCUGCAAUGUGUAUACUGAGGAAAUCUUCCAGCCAAAUCUGGUGCUGGACAUGGCCAAGGUCCUUCUGGAUAAUUAUUGCUUCCCCGAAAACCUGGUGGGGAUGCAAGAUGCUAUUGAACAGGCCAUCAAGAGUGGGGAGAUCCUGGACAUCUCAGAUCCCAAAUUGUUGGCCAAUGUCUUGACAGCUGGUGUGCAAGGUGCCUUGAAUGACCCAAGGCUGGUGAUCUCCUAUGAGCCGUUGGCUCCCGUUGCUCCAAAGCAAGAAGAUGAGACUUCCUUCACUCGGGAGCAGCUCCUGGAUCUUAUCCAGCAUGUGAUCAAGUAUGAACAGCUGGGGGGAAACGUGGGCUAUCUGAGGAUCGAUCAUAUCAUCGGCCAAGAGGUUGUGCGGAAGAUUGGGGCUUUCCUGGUGGAAAAGGUGUGGAAGGCGUUGAUGGGAACCUCUGCCCUGGUACUAGACUUGCGCUACAACACUGGGGGGCAAGUCACUGGCAUCCCUUUCAUCAUCUCCUAUCUGUACGAAGCUGACAAGGUGUUGCAUGUGGACACGGUAUAUCACCGGCCCUCCAACACCACCAUGGAGAUAUGGACCCUGCCCCACGUGCUGGGUGAGAGGUAUGGAAAAGACAAAGAUGUUGUCGUGUUGAUCAGCCGGCACACCACCGGGGUGGCUGAAGAUGUGGCUUACAUCCUCAAGCACAUGCACAGAGCCAUCAUCGUGGGGGAGAGGACAGCUGGGGGCUCGCUGGAUGUCCAGAAGCUGCGGAUCGGUGCCUCCCAUUUCUACAUGACAGUGCCCGUAUCGCGGUCUGUGAGCCCUCUAAACGGGGGUGGGCAGAGCUGGGAGGUCACUGGGGUGCUGCCAUGUGUAGCCAGCCAGAUGGAGCAGGCCCUGGAGAAGGCCCUGGCCAUCCUGUCAGUUCGCAGGGCAGUGCCUGGAAUGAUCAGCCGCCUCAUGGGCAUACUGCAGGACUAUUACACCUUGGCAGAGCGGGUGCCCGUGCUGCUGCAGCACCUCUCUGCCUUCAACUACUCCUCCAUCCAGUCUGUCGAGGACCUGGCCACCAAGCUUUCCGCUGAACUGCAGGCUGUGUCUGAGGACCCACGCCUCCUGCUCCGGGUCACUGCUCCAGGCGAGGCUGCUAUCUCACCCGUGGAGGAGGAGAUCCCGGUGGCUGCUGACCUGCCCGAUAAUGAGGAGUUGCAGCGGGCCCUGGUGGAUACCGUGUUUCAGGUGUCAGUGCUGCCAGGAAAUGUGGGCUACAUGCGCUUUGAUGAGUUUGCUGAUGCCUCCGUGCUGGCUAAACUUGGCCCCUACAUCGUGCACAAGGUGUGGGAGCCCCUCCAGGCCACUGAGAACCUGAUUGUGGACCUGCGCUACAAUCCUGGGGGUCCAUCCUCAGGCGCCGUGCCCCUGCUGCUCUCUUACUUCCAGGACCCUACCACCGGCCCUGUCCACCUCUUCACUACCUAUGACAGGCGCACCAACCGCACACAGGAGCACAACAGCCAGACUGGGCUACUGGGCCAGCCCUACGGGGCCCAGCGUGGCAUCUACUUGCUCACCAGCCACCGUACAGCCACUGCCGCUGAGGAAUUUGCCUACCUCAUGCAGUCCCUGGGCCGCGCCACUCUGAUCGGCGAGAUCACAGCGGGCAGCCUCUCACACACCCGCACCUUCCCUCUGCUGCAGCCAGUGGAGGACAUCACCCAGGGCCUCACCAUCACCGUGCCUGUCAUCACCUUUGUUGACAACCAUGGAGACUGCUGGCUGGGUGGUGGUGUGGUGCCGGAUGCCAUCGUGCUGGCUGAAGAGGCACUAGAGAAGGCCAGGGAGGUGCUGGCUUUCCAUCAGGCCAUGGGAGCACUUGUGGAAAGCACUGGACAGCUAUUAGAGGCUCAUUAUGCCAUCCCGGAGGUAGCUGGGAAGGCCAGUGCCAUGUUAAGCACCAAGUGGGCCCAAGGUGGCUACCGCUCAGCUGUGGACUUGGAGACAUUGGCCUCCCAGUUCACCAAUGACCUGCAGGAGGCCUCAGGAGACCACCGGCUGCAUGUCUUCCACAGCCACGUGGAGCCCACCCCAGAGGAACAGUCCCCCAACAAGAUCCCCACUCCAGAGGAGCUGGUCUACAUCACUGAGGCCCUUUUCAAGGUUGACGUGUUGCCAGGCAACCUAGGCUACCUGCGCUUCGACAUGAUGGCUGAGGCAGAGACGAUGAAGGCCAUUGGGCCGCAGCUAGUGCGCCUGGUAUGGGACAAGCUGAUAGGCACUGACGCAAUGAUCAUCGACAUGAGGUACAACAUGGGUGGCUACUCUACCGCCGUGCCCAUCUUCAGCUCCUACUUCUUUGAGCCCGAGCCCCGGCAGCACCUCUACACUAUCUUUGACCGCAGCACCUCCCAGAGCAUUGAGGUAUGGACCCUCUCUCAAGUCACUGGCCAGAGGUAUGGUUCCCUUAAGGACAUCUACAUCCUGACCAGCCACAUGAGUGGCUCAGCAGCCGAAGCCUUUGCCCACUCCAUGAAGGAUCUGCAUCGGGCCACAGUCAUUGGUGAGCCCACCAUGGGCGGCUCGCUCUCGGGGGGCAUUUUCCGAAUUGGUAACAGCUCUCUGUAUGCCUCCAUCCCCAGCCAGGUCGUGCUCAGCCCCCUCACCAGAAAAGUGUGGAGUGUGUCAGGGGUGGAGCCGCACAUCACCAUCCAGGCGAGCGAAGCCAUGGCUGCAGCCCAGCAGAUCGCCACCUUGCGCGCCAAGGUGCCCGGUGUGCUGCAGACGGUGGGGAAGCUGGUGGCAGACAACUACGCCUUUGCGGACGUGGGGGCUGACGUGGCAACCAAGCUCACCACCCUCGCCUCCAAGGACACUUACAAGAUGGUUAACUCCGAAGAGGAGCUGGCCAAGAAGGUGGCGGCUGACCUGCAAGCCCUGUCUGGAGAUGCGCACCUGAAAAUAGCCCACAUCCCAGAGCACUCCAAGGAUCACAUCCCAGGGAUCGUGCCAAUGCAGCCAACUACAACAGCUGGCCCAGUGCCAGCAGAAAAUGGGCUCAGCCCAGAGUACAAUAUCGGAGGCCCCACUUCCUCCAUAGCGGCCCUGUGCUCCUACUUCUUUGAUGAAGGGCACCCAGUUCUCCUGGAUAAAGUCUACAACCGACCCAAUGACACAACAAGUGAGAUCUGGACCCAGCCGCAGCUCACAGGUGAGCGGUACGGCUCCCAGAAGAGCUUGAUCAUCCUCACCAGUGCUGUUACUGCUGGGGCAGCUGAGGAGUUUGUGUAUAUCAUGAAGAGGCUGGGCAGAGCUUUCAUCAUCGGUGAAGUGACCAGCGGCGGCUGUCACCCCCCUCAGACAUAUCAUGUGGAUGACACUGGCCUCUACAUCACCAUCCCCACCUCCAGAUCUGUGAGCUCUGCUGAUGGCACCUCCUGGGAGGGCGCAGGGGUGGCUCCGCACCUGGAGGUGCCAACCGAGAUGGCUCUCAUCCAAGCAAAGGAAAUGCUCAACACGCACCUGCACAGCUCCAAAUAGACUGGCUGGCGCAGCGAGCUUACAGCAAGAGGGAUCUAGGUGGUGCUUUUCAAAGGCGCUUAAGGGGAUUAGGUGCCCAAAUCCCAUUGAUUUCCUAACGCCCUUUGGCCCCUUUGAAAAUCUCAGCCAAGGCUCAAAGGGCAUGUGAUGCACCCAUCUAUGGUGGUGUUUGUGUGAGUGUGAUGAGUAUAGAAAAUGUAU
Messenger RNA from Gopherus flavomarginatus (Mexican gopher tortoise), 3771 nucleotides. RefSeq names its product retinol binding protein 3 (gene RBP3). The transcript has 4 exons. NCBI's taxonomy places the organism in Eukaryota, Metazoa, Chordata, Testudines, Testudinidae. The coding region runs from base 1 to 3570 and encodes 1189 amino acids. Gene Ontology annotation, biological process: proteolysis. The record is from RefSeq and is a predicted model, not a curated record. Gene Ontology annotation, molecular function: serine-type peptidase activity.